AUGAAUACAGAAUAAAAGCCUAGCUAAAUAUUCUCUCCUAAAGAAGAGAGUGUUGCUUAAAAUUAAAAGUUGAGGCCUAAUACAUAAAAAGAUAGAAUCAGGAAAUUCAGAACUGAAGAUUUUUCUCUAAAGAAAAAAUUAUAAAACCAAACCUUUUAUGGGAAAUUCAAAGUGAUAUGCAAAGGGAUGCAACAAUAUAUUUAUGUUCUAUUAGAAGAUCCGAAUUCCUCGGCUAUUGCUUAUAUCAUAUAAUUCUUAUUAUUAACAAGCAUUUUGUUAUCAUGUGUUGCCAUUAUUGUUGAUUCCUUAAUGGAAAAUGGUGUAUAAUUUUUUUAAUUACUAAUAGAGAAUAAUUAUGAAUAUGACAACAUUUCGUUUUAUCUAGAGUAUUACUUAUUCAUAUUCUUUGGUUCAGAAUACUUUUUAAGAAUGUUCAGUUCUACUGCUUUUGAUUAAUCUUUUACUCGAUUUAUACUAUCCCCACUUAACAUUAUUGAUUUGUUUGCCAUCACUCCAUUCUUAUUUAAUUUGAUAUUUGAAGGUGCGAAUCUUUCUGGAUUAAGAGUUAUUAGAAUUAUUAGAUUCAUGAGAGUAUUUCGACUAUUCAAAUUAUCUCGAUUUAUUAAGGAUAUGUUGAUGAUUGUAAUUAUUAGCAUCACUUAAAAAGGCAGACACAGUAAGAAAUUCAGUUAAGGAUAUUCUUAUAUUGAUAACUAUGUUUUUAUUCCUUGUGUUAUUUUUUUCAAUAAUAGUAUAUUAUUUGGAAUAUAAUGAAAACAUAUAAAUUGAUGAUGAAUAAAAGAUAUAGUCAAUAUCAGAGGCUAUUUGGUGGUGCAUUGCUACAAUGACAACUGUUGGAUAUGGAGAUAAAUUACCAUUGAGUUUAUCUGGAAAAUUUAUAGCAUGUAUUGCUGCAUUUUUUGGGAUUACAUCAGUCUCUUUGUAAUAUAUAAUUAAAUUAUAGACCUGUUGCUGUUAUGGGAAUGAAUUUAACUUAAACUUUAAGAAUUUCUGAAGAAAAUAAUGAAAUAUUAAAAAUUAAAGAAUAAUUUGCAAUUGAAGAUUCAAAUUAAAAUUUAUAAGAUUAAUAAACUUUAAAUCUCAAAGAACUGAAGUUUAUGGAAAGAAGACUUGAAUAAUUAUUAGAUAAUAACUAAAAAGUUAUGGAAUUUGUAGCAUAAUCAUAGGAUUUAUUUGAUGAAGUAACAUAGGACUUAAUGAGUCUUUAUUCUGCCUUAACUGAAUAAUUGGAUCUUCAUAUUGAAACUAAAAUUAAAAAUCUUAAAGCAAAGCAUAGGGUAAUUAAGUUAAUAUUAAUUAAGAUAAUGAAAAUGGAGAAAAAUCUUAACUAAAAAAAAUCUAUAGAAUUGAGUCAAGUGGUCAAAGCAUUUAAAGAGAAGUAGUAAAUAAUAUCUUAACAAUCAAUCUUAAUGUGUGAAGAAAGUUAAGCAGAUCUUUUCAGUAUCGCAAGUAGAUAAAGCAAAUCUUUUAUACUCAAAAAGAGCGAAAAAUUAAGAAGUAAAAAUAAUAAAGGUUCUUAUAUGUGUAUAAUAAAUAAUAAUAACAACAACAAUAAUAAUAUUCAUAAUAGUGUUCAUAAUCCUUUUAAAACUUAAACAGAUAUUAUAGAUAUUCCUGAUCCACAUAAUAAUAGCAUAAUUUAUGCCCAAAUUAGUUCUAAGAAUUCUGCUAUUUAAAAUGAUAUCCUAUAAAAUUUGAGAGGAAAUGCGGAAUUCAAAUUAAAUUUAGAAGAUUCAAGUGGAAACAUAGAUGAAGAUAGCAAUAAUAAUGAUAAUGAUUUAGAUAGUAAAAUGUAAAGCCUCUCAAAUAUAUAAGAUGUUAGAUUGAAAAAUAGUAUAAAAAAUAAUAUUAAAUGA
This is a messenger RNA of Paramecium pentaurelia, 1877 nucleotides long. The record is from the annotation of a GenBank genome assembly. NCBI's taxonomy places the organism in Eukaryota, Ciliophora, Oligohymenophorea, Peniculida, Parameciidae.